Anguilla anguilla (European eel) is the source of this 3262-nucleotide messenger RNA. Its product is annotated as sialin. The record is from RefSeq and is a predicted model, not a curated record. Gene Ontology annotation, molecular function: transmembrane transporter activity. Bases 102 to 1652 code for a protein of 516 amino acids. Lineage: Eukaryota; Metazoa; Chordata; Actinopteri; Anguilliformes; Anguillidae. Gene Ontology annotation, biological process: monoatomic anion transport; transmembrane transport. The transcript is spliced from 11 exons.
AGUCGGUUUGCAGAGCGAUGAGGACGAUCUGACGCCAGUUAUACAUCUGUUUGACCCUGAUCGAUCGACUGGACCAGUCGACUAGCAGUAUCAGGGUUGUCAUGGCACGAAACCAGUGGCGCUCAAUUAACUCUGCUCCCAGUGACCAAGAUGACCAAGACGUGCCUCUGCUUGAGAAAGCGCCAGAAACAGCAGUGCCCCCACAGUGCUGCUCUGCUCGCUGCAACCUGGCCACCCUGAUGUUCUUCGGCUUCGCUGUAGUCUAUGGACUGCGUGUCAACCUUAGCGUCGCCAUGGUUGCAAUGGUCAACAGCACCAGUGUCCAUCCCUCCACCAACCACUCCCUUGUGCACGUGUGCCCAGCCCCUCCGUCUGGCUACAACAGCAGCACUUCAGCGCAACAAGAUGGGAUCCCUCAGUACUCGUGGGACACAGACACUCAGGGCUACCUGCUAGGGGCUUUCUUUUUCGGGUACCUGCUGACCCAGAUACCAGGGGGGUACCUGGCUGGGCGUCUCGGGGGGCGGAUCUUCAUGGGUGGAGGGGUUGUGGGCACGGCGGCCCUCACCCUCCUCACCCCUCUGGCUGCUGAGCUUGGCGUCUACUGGCUCUUCGCCCUGCGGAUGCUGGAAGGCUUCGGCGAGGGUGUGACGUUCCCAGCGAUGAUGGCAAUGUGGGCUUGCUGGGCUCCGCCCCUGGAGAGGUCGCGCCUCAUUACUUUUUCAGGAGCGGGGGCAAAUUUUGGUGCCUUCAUGGCUCUUCCCCUCACGGGCUUCAUCUGCCACACAUUGGGCUGGCCAGCCGUCUUCUACUGCUGUGGGGGUGCUGGUUGUCUGUGGGGACUGUUCUGGUUCAUCUGUGCGUCAGAUCAUCCUCGCUCUCAUCCACGAAUCAGCGAUCAUGAGAGAGAUUACAUCAUCAGUUCCAUUGGGUCUCAGGGUGGUACCCAUGGUUGGUCAGUUCCCUUCAAGCCCAUGAUGCUCUCUGUUCCCUUGUGGGCAAUCAUUCUCUCGCAGAUGUGUUCCAACUGGGCAUACUACACACUACUGACCUCACUGCCCACCUACAUGGACACAGUGCUGCACUUUGACCUCCGGCAGAAUGGGUUCCUGUCUGCUUUGCCAUAUCUAGGUGCUUGGCUGUGUGCUGUGACGUCAGGCGUACUAGCAGACCACCUCCUGGAGAGGAAGCUGCUGAGUGUCACUGCAGCCCGCAAGAUUUUCACUCUCACAGGUCUCCUCCUGCCCGCUGUGUUCCUGGUUGCCGUGGGCUUCGUUGGGUGCAGUGGUGUGCUCGCUGUGACCUUCCUCACGCUCUCCACCAGUCUAGGGGGCACUAGUGCAGCCGGAGUCUUCAUUAACCAGAUCGACAUCGCUCCCCGAUACGCAGGCGUGCUGUUGGGCAUCACUAACACUUUUGGGACCAUCCCAGGGGUUCUAGCUCCCAUCGUCAUGGGCUACCUCACAAGAGAUCACUCCUUGACUGGGUGGAGGAGUGUCUUCUAUUUGUCGGCAGGGGUGAGUGCAUGCGGAGCCCUCAUCUUCACCCUCUUUGGCAGCGGAAAGAUCCAGAAGUGGGCUUUGGAGGAUGAGGAAUUUGAAAGUGAGACAGAGAGUGAGCAGCCAGAUGGACGGGUGUAUGAAAACGCCUGACCCGAAGCAAAUGGAGGACUGAAACGGGACUGAAGUGGAGACACCCUUCGUUUUGGGUUUGAGCCAGUAUUAGACUGUCAGUCUGACCGUGUUGUACAGAUUUUUAUCCAUUUUAUUGCAUGAUUUGACAAAAUAUGCCACUGUUGCCUACUAUUUAAAUAAUUCUGUGAUGGUUUGAAAUACUAUACAUUUUUACAGACAUUGACACAAAUCCAUUCCACACACUCAUCCACAUUCACAGAUACAAACACAAUAAUACAAACACAUAUGGCCAUACUUUCAUAGAAACAAGCCUGACCUGAAGCAAAUAGAAGAUUGAAAUGGGGGUCAUAUGUAAACAUCCUCCACAUGGGGUUGGAUGCAGUCUGACAGUGUUAAACAGAUUUCAUAUAUUUUGUCACAUAAUCCACCGCUAAUUAUGUCACUGCAUGUCUACUGUUUAAAUUAUGUGAUUGUUUUCAAUUCUGUAGGUUUUUUACACACAUUCAUUCAAACCCACACCGCUCAUUCACAUUCACAAAAACAGACACAACAACACACAAAAUAUGCCAUUGCUUGCCUACUGUUUGAAAUAUUUUGUGAUGGUUUUGAAUACUGUAUGUUUUUUUAAAUAAUCAAGCACCAUUGCAGUGAUGGAACUUCCUGUCAUGGUGCAGUGGUUCCCAUGUACUGGCCAUGCAGAAAGGAAUCAGGGCCCGGUACAAGAAAGUAAUCUGAUAUUAACGUGCAACUUUUUUUUAUGUAGCAACAUACUCAUCCUCAAGUUCAUGCAACUGAAGGACUUACUGCUGAGUAUUUAAUGUAAAUUGAGAAUGAGAGCUGGUCAUCACUUAAUAUGAUAUAACUUAAUAUGAUAUUCCAUAGAUUUAGAAAAAAAAAAGAAGAAUACCAUUUUGGGCCUGGGUUGCCCGUUGAGCUCCUGGUAACAAAGUUUCAGAAUUGCUGCUACAGUGUCACAGUGGUGUAAAAGCUCAGUUUUCUGGAUAUUAGACAGUAACUGAUGGUACUUGUGUUUUUACGUGUAUUAAUCAAAUCAAAUCUUAAUCUGUAUUUAUGCAAUGUGUUUACUUUUUGUUUUAAGUAGUUAUGGGUAUAUGGGAACAUUCUAUGAAACAAGUUUUUAGAAAUAUUGAAAGCCAAAUACAAGGUACAUGUGUUCAGAGUGAACAUUUUAUAGUAAACUUAUGAAACUCAUACAAUAUUAUUGGAUGUGCUACACUGAAGAUUGUAAAAAAAAAAAAAAAUAAUAAUAAUUUCCAAACGUUUUAUUUUAUAUUACAUUCCAAUCUAUCCAGACAUUCAUUAAAUGGAUUAAAUGGAUGUCCCAAAUCCAACUCUGGACAAAGAAUGCUGGGAAAAAUCAGUUUGUAUGGACAUUUUAACUUUUUACUGUUGACACAACUUUUUAUGUGUUAGUUUUACAAACAGCAAGGUAAAAAUCUAGCUGUAUGUACAUGAGACAAAUGUACAAAAGUCUGUAAUUAAAAUACAAACAAACUCAUUAAAAACCAGGAGACACCUCAAAUGUUCAGGAAAUCUUGCACUGCCACAAUUCUGGUGUGCCUUUAGAGAUGAUUUUGUUUUAAUAAAUCAUACUUAUGAAAAUCUCA